Molecule: messenger RNA, 14317 nt
Organism: Zeugodacus cucurbitae (melon fly)
Lineage: Eukaryota; Metazoa; Arthropoda; Insecta; Diptera; Tephritidae
Product: dynein beta chain, ciliary
Exons: 24
Coding region: 344-14026 (4560 amino acids)
Biological process (GO): microtubule-based movement
Cellular component (GO): dynein complex
Molecular function (GO): dynein intermediate chain binding; minus-end-directed microtubule motor activity; dynein light intermediate chain binding
Source: RefSeq, a predicted model, not a curated record
ACAAAACUUGAAGGAAUGCCAAAACGAUUUUCAAUUAAAAUGUUCAAACUGAAAAAAUUUUCAAGCCGAACGGACGCAAAUUUGCUCCGUUAAAAAAUCAAAUACCUAUAAGGACUAACACUAAAACAUUAGCAAGGACUAAAUAAAUAUAAAAAAGUUGUAAAUAAAUUAAUAUUAACCUAAAACUAUUAAAAAAAAACAACUAAAGAAAACCUAUUAAAAAACCAGCGUAACAGUCUUAGCGUUUUUUUUCGCGAAAAGCGCGCAGGAAGUGCCAACAAACCGCGCACACGUCUCAUUAAAGUAAAAGCCAGCUAGGGUAGCAUCAUUCAACUUCAACGCCAUGGCGGCACCCGAUGAAAAGGAGAAGAAGGAGAAAGUCGACGACCGCUUCGAAUAUUUUAAUAAUUAUGUCAUGAAAACUUUACGUUUGAAAAAUGAGCGCUGGGUAAAACUAAUGGGAAUGCCCGAGUCGAAAGAAAUAAUCCAAGUGUUCCUCAACAAUAGCAGUCAACCGCGUUUGGUAUUCUACCUGAAUGUCGCUUCCAUUUUGGUACCGGCAUUUGACUUUCCCGCAAAACCACGUAGUAAAAUCGUCUACUUCAUGCGACGCGAAAUACCAUCCGACCUCUCAUUGCAGGAUAUGGACAGCAAACUAAUGAUUGGCGAUAUACUGCCAAAUGUACUGGAAAAUCUCUCGGUGCUCUGUGAUGAUGUCAUUUUCCCUGUGGUCAAUAAUCCCGUCAAUCAAGACGGCUGGACAUCGGUGAUAGUUAAUGAUAUGAAAACCGAAUCACAAGAUUUACGGAACGGCAUCGCACAAAUGAAGGGUAUCGUUAUAAAUCGUACAAUUUUGCCGUUACCCAUAUGUAUCGACGAAGUGAUGGAUUGCGCGCCACAAAUUGCAAGCGGCAAUUUAAGCAACUUCAACAACCUACUCAAACAUUCAUUGGAAUUCAUGGUGGUGAAAUGGCUCGACUCGGUGGAAGAUUUGGUCUUGGUAAAGGCACGGGAACGCAUCUAUGCCAAGGAAACACAUGCAAAGCCGGAUCUGCUCUUCAGCUUCUGGGAGACACGCUUAGAGAACUUGGAGAAUUUAGCCGAUCAAUUAGGUGAUAAACGCAUAAAAACUAUAGGUUUUGUGUUGGAAAAAAUCAGUUCGGUUUUCGAGUCCACGUAUCGAAAGAUCGUAGAGCUGGUGCUGCAAUCGUUAGCCGAGGCACGUGAUAUAACCAAGUACUUAGCACCACUGCGCAAAGUCAUCGAUACAUUCGAAGUGAAUCGGAUGGAUGAAAAUCGGGCACAAUUGCGCCCGGUACUACUAACUAUAGGACUAGUUUGGGGUCACUCGAAAUACUUUCACACUUUGGAGAAUAUGGUACUACUCUUCGAGCUGUGGCACAAUUCGCUGAUUGAGAAUGUCAUCCUAACAAUAGAACCCGAGAGCUGUUUCGGUGAUGUCGACGAGGCCUAUAAACGCAUCAUAAUGAAUAUUGAUCACGUGGCAUAUUACAAAAAAACAUAUGAUCAUUGCCGUUCGAGUUUGAAGAAAUUCAAAAUUGGCACACAAUUCAACUCACAAGAUUGGACUUGGCAUCCGAAAACGAUUUUCGAUCGCUUAGAUCGUUUCGUAGAACGCUUGUAUGUGAUGCGGAAAAUUUUCGAUACCGGACGUGACUUUCUUAAACUGGAAAAGGUUACAGUUGGCGGUUUGAAGGGUCGCCAUAUCUCGGCGGCCUUAACUAAAAUCCUCGAGGAAUUCAAUAAUAAGUAUCGUGAUUGGACAAAUGGUAUGACAUACAAUGUGCUGGAUCCAGAUGAGUCGAUUACGCAAUUUGAAAAUGAUGUCGCGAAAUUUCAUGACUUCGCCGACCAAUUGGAGCGACGCAUUGCAUUCCAAUUCGAAUUGGCUUUGUUAGACUCACAUGAUCUGAUGCUGUGCGGCAGUUUGUUGUUGCGACCGAUCAUCAAGGCGCAAUUGGAUCCACAUAUGCAUAUACUAGUGGAUGAUUUGGCCGAAGAGAUACAUGCGGUUAAAAAGGACUUCAAUGUUUUCGAGGCCAUUUAUCGAAAAUCGGGUGUGAAGGCUCUACCCACUGAUGAUUGCUUCCCGAAAGUCUCUGGCGCUAUUUCAUGGUUACACAAAUUGCGACAUCGCAUCACUUGGAUCAAAUCAGAUUAUGAACUCUACGAAUAUCCUUUAUUCGACAACGAAUAUGGCCAACAAACACUGGAGAUCUACCAUCAAAUGCUGAGUGAAAUCGACGCGCUGAAACAGGCGAUACUAGAGGAAUGGUAUACAACGGUGCGUGACCAGAUCGCCUUUGGCAUGCAACAGACGCUAUUGAAGAAGGACGAAAAAGGCGUUCUUUCGGUGAAUUUUACACAGGAAUUAAUGGAUGCUUUGAAGGAUAUCAAAGUGUUGCGUAUCAUGGAGUGCGAAGUACCGGAUGAGUUGGUUGAGUUUUACGAACGGAGUGAAGAGUUCUGGCAAGCGCGGCUCAAACUUAUGCGUAUAGCCGAAUGGUAUAAUGACAUUAAUGCGCGUUCGCAGCCGAGCGAAAUGAAUUUGAUACGCGCGGAGUUGACUGCAAUUGAGCAUUAUAUGGAGCCAUUGAUUAGCGAUAUUAUUUGGAUGUCAUUCGAUCAACGUUUCAUAAACAAAGUCUUUGGUAAAAUCAGUCAUUUACAAAAGCGCAUCGAGAAAUGUCAAGCCAAUUUGGAUGCCAUUAAACAGAGUAUCAACGCUUGGGGAAAAGUACCAUUAUUCCAACGCAAAGAACUCAAUCCAAAGGCACUGCUGGGCACCGAACCACGUGCGGAUAUUAUAGCUAAGCGUAUCAAACAAGCGAACGAUACCAAAGAACUCAUCGAUCGAUUAAUGUACGAGAAUGCAAAACUAUUCUUUGACAUACCACAACGCUAUCAAAUUGAGGAGAGCAGCGAGGCGUUCGACGAGGAGGAAGGCGAUGAGCGUCCCACGCCAAAUAUAGCUGCUGUUGGUGCUACGGCAACUGCUGCUGAGAAAGCUGUGCCAGAUGCAAAGAGAUACACACUGAUGAAUGAUGGCAUAGAAGAGGCAUCGUCGGAGGGAGAGAUCAUCACGCCACAACAUCGUUAUGAUCUGUUGCAGACACUAACCGAGACAGAGCGUGAACAGUUUCGUGAAUAUGAGAAAUAUGUGGACACACAAAUCGCUUCAGAGCUUUUGGAUGCUGUCAUUACGAGUAUUACAUACCUACGCAUGGAAAUCGAUAAUCGUUAUGAAAAUGAUGCACCGAUCUUUGAAAUUCUCAUGGAGUUGCAAGAACCACUGGUUGUUUACUUUUUAAAUUUGGACCCCAAUUCACCGUAUGGUUUCACAGUGCAUAUCGACACUUUGAUGGAUGAUAUGUACAAUAUGAUGAGCAUGUUGCCACGUGUGGCACAGGAUCCGCCAGAGGAAGGCGAAGAGCCCGAAAACUUUAUGGAUGAAAUAAAGGAUAAACCCGAACUCCAGAAGCAACGCAAUGAAAUCAUGAGUAGAGUAAAAUUCGCACUACAACAAAUACGUUCGCAUUCGAAGCUCUAUAUGGAUUAUUCAUAUUUGUGGCUCUCAGACAAGCAACAAUAUCUUGCCGAUGUGAAGAAAUAUGGUCGACCCUUAACUGUGGCCGAACGUGAGGCUGAACUUGAAGGGGAAGGCGAGUCAGGUUUGAAACCGCUAAAAGAUGAGUAUCCACCGCUAAGUAUUUACAAAGAACAGUUGGAUAAAUUCAUUGCUUUACAAAAUGAGAUCUCGCAAUGGGAGUCCUAUAUUGACUUCAAUGUCUGGUUGCGUUUGAAUAAGAAAGGCUUUAAAAAUGCAGUGCUUAAUCAGGUCUCCAAGUGGAUAAGUCUCUUUAAGCAAGAUCUCAUCGAUAGAGUUAUGAACUCGCUACAAGAACUGGAAGAUUUCGUUGAAGAAGCAAAUGAAGCACUGAAAAUCGAACUCAAUAAAGAUGACUUUGAAGGUUUGCUCAAAAUUCUUUCCGUGCUCAAUACGAUCAAUGAGAAGCAAUACACAUACGAUUAUAUGUUCGAUCCAUUGCGCGAAGUUGUGGAUCUGCUGAAACAAUAUAAUUAUGACUUUAAGGAUAGCGUCUUAGCACAGCUAAACGAGCUGCCCGAUAAAUGGAUGAAAGUAAAGAAGAAUGCCGCAGCUGUCAAGCAAACUAUUGCGCCCAUACAGUCCUACCAAGUCGAUCUUAUUGAGAAAAGGAUUAUAUUAUGCGACACGAUGGCCAGUCAAUACCGCAAGCGAUUUCUACGCAAAAAGUUCUUCCACGUUCCCUGCAAUAAUCCAUAUGAACUUAUCGAUGAAGCUGACUUGGAGAUAACCGCUUUGGAGGAGCGUCAAAAGUCACUCUCCGAAUCUGCUGUACUAUUCGAACUACAAGGUCCAGAUCCCAGUAAGAUUGAGCGCUGUCGUAAGGAUUUGCAGCUACUAAAGGUGAUGUGGGACUUUGCUAUAACAAUACAAACGACGAUCGAUGAAUGGAAAAAGACACCUUGGAAGAAAAUCGACAUUGAGUCAAUGGAUCAAGAAUGUAAGAAAUUCGGCAAAGAGUUACGUGGUUUGGGCAAAGAAAUGCGCUCUUGGGACCCUUACAUACACACUGAGAAUUCGCUAAAAAAUCUUAUGACUUCAUUGCGCGCGGUUACCGAACUACAAAAUCCAGCUAUACGCGAUCGUCACUGGGUUGAGUUGAUGACAACAACUGGUGUUAAGUUCAGCAUGGAUGAUUCGACAACACUGAAAGACUUGAUCGAUCUUAAUCUACACGAAUAUGAGGAAGAAGUGAAGGGUAUUGUAGACAAGUCGGUUAAAGAGCAGGCCAUGGAGAAGAUGCUUAAAGAUUUGGCGAGUACGUGGGCCAACAUGGAAUUCCAGAAUGAAAUACACGAGCGCACUGGUUUGAAAUUACUUAAAGCGUCGGAGGAAAUGAUUGAAACGCUGGAGGAGAACCAAGUGCAGCUACAAAAUAUGGCAUCAUCAAAGUACGUCGGCUACUUUCAGCAGGAAGUCGCUUCUUGGCAACAAAAGCUAUCAAAUGCGGAUCAAAUCAUCGGUUCAUGGUUUGAGGUGCAACGUAAAUGGCAAUAUCUCGAGAGUAUAUUCAUCGGUUCGGAAGAUAUUCGUUCACAGCUGCCAGAAGACUCCAAACGUUUCGAUUACAUUGAUCGUGAGUUCAAACAACUACUGAAUCAAAUGAAUGCCGAUCGCAAUGUGGUGCGUUCAACUAACCGGCCCAAUAGCAAGCUCUACGACAUACUCGAAGGGCUACUGAAACAGCUGACUAUGUGCGAGAAAGCGCUCAAUGACUAUUUGGAGACCAAACGUUUGGCAUAUCCACGCUUUUACUUCGUGUCCUCUGCCGAUUUACUGGACAUACUCUCCAAUGGUAAUAAUCCAAAAAUGGUAUGUCGACAUUUGACGAAGCUCUACGACUCGAUGGGACGAUUGAAUCUCAUAGCGGGCACGAAACUUGCAGUCGGCAUGAUUGCGAAGGAACAUGAAGAGUUCGUGCCUUUCUUAGAUAAUUGCGAUUGCAGCGGCAAAGUCGAAGUGUGGCUCAAUCGUGUUACGGAUAGAAUGCGUGACACGUUACGUGAUCACUUUCGGCGCGCUGUCAUCGCGUACGAAGAGAAAGCGCGUCACAUUUGGAUAUUCGAAUGGCCCGCACAACCCGCCUUGGUAACCACACAGAUCUGGUGGACAACCGAAACGAAUGACGCUUUCGCGAAGGUGCAGCAACGCUAUGAGAAUGCCAUAAAAGACUACAACAAGAAACAAGUGGCACAGCUGAAUAACUUGAUUAACAUACUGCUCACCGAUCUCACGCCAGCUGAUCGUCAAAAAAUCAUGACUGUCUGCACGAUCGAUGUGCACAGUCGUGAUGUUGUGGCAAAAAUUAUUUCCGCCAAAGUAGAAGUGGCCACAGCCUUUCAAUGGCAAAGCCAGUUGCGUCAUCGCUGGGAUUUGAAGUUCGACGAUUGUUUUGCCAACAUCUGUGAUGCGCAAUUUAAAUAUGAUUACGAAUAUCUCGGCAAUACGCCGCGUCUGGUGAUCACACCACUCACCGAUCGUUGUUACAUAACCUUAACCCAAUCACUGCAUUUAGUGAUGGGUGGCGCGCCGGCCGGACCAGCCGGUACAGGCAAAACUGAGACCACCAAGGAUUUGGGACGUGCGCUUGGCAUGAUGGUAUAUGUUUUCAAUUGCUCCGAGCAGAUGGAUUAUAAAUCUUGCGGUAAUAUACAUAAAGGCCUAGCGCAGACCGGCGCUUGGGGUUGUUUCGACGAAUUCAAUCGCAUUUCGGUUGAAGUGCUCUCCGUGGUGGCAGUGCAAGUCAAGUGUAUACAGGAUGCCAUUAAGGCUAAGAAAGUGAUGUUCAACUUCUUGGGCGAAAUCAUAUCGCUUCGCCCCACCGUCGGCAUGUUUAUCACUAUGAAUCCCGGUUACGCUGGACGUGCCGAAUUACCCGAGAAUCUGAAAGCGCUCUAUCGACCCUGCGCCAUGGUCGUACCGGAUUUUGCGCUCAUCAGCGAAAUCAUGAUGGUUGCGGAAGGCUUCCAGGAAGCACGUCCGUUAGCUCAAAAGUUCAUUACACUCUACACGCUAUGUAAGGAGCUGUUAUCUAAGCAAGAUCACUAUGAUUGGGGUUUGCGCGCUAUAAAGUCAGUGUUGGUCGUAGCCGGCUCACUGCGUCGCGAUGAUCGUUAUCGCCCGGAAGAUCAAGUGCUUAUGCGUGCACUGCGUGACUUCAAUAUACCAAAAAUCGUCACUGACGAUGUGCCGGUCUUCAUGGGACUAAUUGGUGAUCUAUUCCCUAACUUGGAUGUGCCGCGCAAACGUUCGUUAGAGUUCGAAGCUGUAAUCAAGAGAUCAGCUAUUGAUCUUAAGCUGCAGCCCGAAGAUGGUUUCAUUUUGAAAAUUGUACAACUGGAAGAACUCUUUGCUGUCCGGCAUUCGGUAUUCAUAAUUGGUUUCGCCGGCACUGGUAAAUCGGAGGUUUGGAAGACGCUAAAUAAAACUUAUCAAAAUCAGAGACGUAAACCACAUUACAAUGAUCUCAACCCGAAAGCUGUCACGAAUGAUGAACUUUUCGGUAUUGUCAAUCCGGCGACGCGUGAAUGGAAGGAUGGGCUCUUCUCCAUCAUAAUGCGUGAUCAGGCGAAUUUAGGUGGCACUGGCCCGAAAUGGAUUGUACUGGAUGGCGAUAUUGAUCCCAUGUGGAUUGAGAGUCUCAAUACGGUGAUGGAUGAUAACAAAGUGUUGACACUGGCGAGUAAUGAGCGCAUUGCACUCACGAAAGAGAUGCGUUUGCUCUUCGAAAUUGCUAAUCUGAAAACCGCAACGCCUGCUACAGUUUCGCGUGCUGGUAUACUCUACAUUAAUCCGCAAGAUUUGGGCUGGAGUCCAUUCAUACAAUCGUGGUUGAAUACACGUGGCAAUCAAUCCGAAGUCUCCACACUCAAUGUGCUCUUCGACAAGUACGUGCCGCCGAUGUUGGAUGUGUUUAAUAAACGCUUGAAGCGUAUUACGCCCAUCUCGAAUAUUGCCAUGUUACAAAUGACCUGCUUCCUGCUUGACUGCAUGCUUACGCCGCAGAAUGUGCCCAACGACUGUCCGAAGGAUUGGUAUGAAAUUUACUUUGUAUUCAGCAUAAUUUGGGGUUUUGGCUCGACGCUCUUCCAAGAUCAAAUCAUCGACUGGCGCAAUGAGUUUCAUAAAUGGUUCAUCAAUGAGUUUAAAGCAGUUAAAUUUCCGCCAGGCAACAAUGUAUUUGCCUAUUAUGUGGAUCAUGAGUCGAAGAAUUUCUUACCAUGGACCAAGUUGGUGCCAACAUUCGAGUUGGACCCGGAUGUACCUCUACAGUCCAAUCUCGUGCAUACCUCGGAGACGACGCGUUUGCGUUACUUUAUGGAUGUGCUUGUCGCAGAUAGUCAUCCAGUAAUGCUGAUCGGUGCUGCGGGCUCUGGAAAAACUAUAAUAAUGGGCUCGAAAUUGAAUUCGUUGCCAACGGAAAAGUAUGCUGUGCAGAAUGUGCCUUUCAAUUUCUAUACGACCUCGGAAAUGUUGCAGCGCGUACUAGAGAAACCGUUAGAGAAGAAAGCUGGACGCAAUUAUGGACCGCAGGGUAAUAAGAAUAUGUUAUACUUUGUGGAUGACAUGAAUAUGCCGGAAGUAGAUAAAUACGGUACUGUGCAACCGCACACACUAAUACGUCAAUUUAUGGACUACCACCACUGGUACGAUCGCGCGAAGAUGACAUUACGUGACAUACAUAAUUGUCAAUUCGUCUCCUGCAUGAAUCCUUCGGCCGGUUCGUUCACCAUCAAUCCACGCUUGCAGCGCCACUUCUGCUCUUUUGCUGUCAAUGCUCCUGCUGCCGAUGCACUCUUCCACAUUCUUUACUCCAUAUUGUCGCAGCAUUUGGCCACACCGCAUCUCAAAUUCGACAAAGCCGUAAUAAGCUUAGGCGAGCCGCUCGUUCAUACAGCCAUUGCAUUGCAUCAAAAGGUGGCCAGCACAUUCCUGCCCACGGCCAUUAAGUUUCACUAUAAUUUCAAUUUACGUGACAUCGCCAACAUAUUCACUGGUGUACUCUAUGCAAACUUCGAAACAUGCCCCAAUCCCAACAUGCUAUUGCGACUUUGGGUGCACGAAUGUAAUCGCGUGUAUGGCGACAAGCUCGUUGAUAACGCGGACAUAGCCAACUUCCGCAAACUGGUCAAUGACAUGGUGCGCAAAGGUAUUGAAACCUUCACCGAGGAUGUGGUGUUUCAGCGACCACACAUCUACUGUCACUUUGCCAAGGGACUCUCUGACAUUAAAUAUAUGCCCAUACCAGACUGGGAGCGACUACAUCGGCUAUUAACGGAGGCGCAGGAACGCUACAAUGACUUUGUGGGCGCAUUGAAUUUGGUGCUUUUCGAGGAUGCCAUGUCGCACGUUUGUCGCAUCAGUCGUAUACUGGAAUCGUCACGUGGCUAUGCGCUACUCAUUGGCGUUGGUGGUUCGGGCAAACAGUCGUUGACACGUCUCGCAUGCUUCAUCUCAUCCUUGGACGUUUUCCAAAUACAGCUCACCAAAGAUUACAGUAAUAAUGAUUUGAAGGCGAACUUGUCAACGUUAUACAUGAAGGCUGGCGUUAAGUCAACACCUUGUUGUUUCCUAAUGACCGACUCGGAGGUGGCUAGAGAGCAAUUUUUGGUGCUGGUGAAUGAUAUGCUCGCUUCCGGCGAUAUACACGAACUUUUCCCAGACGAUGAGGUGGAAAACAUAAUCAGUGCCAUGCGCAAUGAGGUCAAACAAUUGGGUAUUGUGGAUACACGCGAAAAUUGCUGGAAAUAUUUCAUUGACAAGGUGCGCAGUCUACUAAAGGUGGUGCUGUGUUUCUCACCGGUCGGCGCUACGUUACGUGUGCGCGCACGUAAAUUUCCAGCGCUUGUGAACUGCACGACUAUCGAUUGGUUCCAUGAAUGGCCACAGGAGGCACUCGAAUCGGUAUCAGCGCGUUUCCUCAACGAAAUUGAUGUAUUGCCGAAAAAUUUGGCCAGUCCGGUGUCGAAGUUUAUGGCUUAUGUGCACAAGACUGUCAAUGACAUUUCGGCAGUUUACUUGGCCAACGAUAAACGCUACAACUACACUACACCGAAAUCUUUUCUCGAACUAAUCAAUUUAUACGCGAAAUUGCUGCAGGAGAAAGUGAAGGCCAACCAAGAUCGGCGUGUGCGUUUAGAGAAUGGUCUGAUCAAGUUGGCGAGCUGUUCAAAGGAAGUCGAUGCAUUGCAGGAUGUGCUCAAGGUACAAGAGGUCGAGUUAAAGGCGAAAAACGAAGAAGCCGAUCAUUUGAUUAAAGUUGUGGGCGCCGAAAACGAAAAAGUGUCCAAGGAGCGUGCAUUUGCCACAAAAGAGGAGAAGAAUGUGCGUCAAAUUGAGGAGGACGUAACGGCUAAAGCCAAGUUGUGCGAGGAAGAUUUCCGCAAAGCACAGCCAGCACUUAUAGCCGCACAGGAGGCGCUCAAUACACUCAACAAAAACAAUCUGACCGAAUUGAAGUCUUUCGGUUCGCCGCCAGAGGCUGUCGUGAGCGUAUGUGCCGCCGUAUUGGUACUGUUCGCUUCUAAGGGUAAAAUACCAAAAGAUCGCAGCUGGAAGUCGUGUCGUCAAAUAAUGGGCAAUGUCGAUAAAUUCCUUGGCGAUUUGGUGAAUUAUGACAAGAAACAUAUACAUCCGGAUAUUAUUAAAGCCCUGCAACCCUACAUUAACGAUCCAGAGUUUAUUCCGGAAAAAAUCCAAGCCAAAUCAGCAGCAGCGGCUGGCCUCUGCUCGUGGGUGAUAAAUAUAAAUCGUUUCUACGAUGUCUACUUGAUUGUAGAGCCGAAGGAGCGCGCACUAGUUGAAGCAGAGCAAGAACUGAAGGAUGCGCGCGACAAGCUGCAAGCGCUAAACGAUCGCCUACUCGAACUGGAGGAGCAGUUGAAUGUGCUGCAGUUGGAAUAUGAUGAGGCCUUGGCCAAGAAACAAAAGUGUCAAGAUGAGGCGGACAAAACCGCUUUCACCAUAGACUUGGCUAAUCGUUUGAUUGGUGGUUUGGCCUCGGAAAAAAUACGCUGGACCGAGUCGGUGAAGAGCUUGAAGGAAGGUCAAAUUACGCUACCGGGCGAUAUGCUGCUCAUCUCGUGCUUCAUUUCGUACGUCGGCUGCUUUACGCGCCCCUAUCGCAUUGAGCUGCAGCAGAAAAUGUGGCGACCCGCUUUCAAAAAUAGCAUUCCCAAAAUUCCAGCGACUGAGGACAGUGAUCCUUUCGAAAUGAUUUGUGAUGACGCACAAAUCGCUGAGUGGAACAACCAAGGCUUGCCGAGCGAUCGUAUGUCAGCGGAAAAUGCUUCGAUUCUAGUGCACUCCGAUCGCUACCCAUUGAUGAUAGAUCCACAACUACAAGGCAUCAAGUGGGUGAAGCAAAAGUAUCAACACAAUUUAAUGGUCGUACGACUUACAAUGAAGAACUAUCUAGACUUGGUGGAGAAAGCUGUUUCCAGUGGCAACGUUUUGCUGCUCGAGAAUAUUGGCGAAAAUGUGGAUGCUGUACUGAAUCCAUUGUUGGGACGCAUGCUUAUAAAGAAGGGCACAUGCCUUAAAAUGGGCGAUCGCGAAAUCGACUUUAAUCCCAAAUUCCGUCUUAUCUUACACACCAAAUUGGCCAAUCCACACUACAAACCCGAAAUGCAGGCGCAGACCACACUCAUCAACUUCACGGUAACACGUGAUGGACUCGAAGAUCAGCUGCUAGCAGAAGUGGUAAAAGUUGAACGUCCCGAUUUAGAGGUUAUGCGCACACGACUGACGCAACAACAGAAUCAUUUCAAAAUCACAUUAAAGUUUCUGGAAGAUGACUUAUUGCAGCGCUUGUCAUCGGCUGGUGAAAAUGUGUUGGAAGAUGUUACGCUCGUAAUGAAUUUGGAGAAGACCAAAAAGACCGCAGACGAAAUCGAAGUAAAGGUAGCUGAGGCGAAAAUUACUGCGGUGCAGAUUGAUACCGCACGUGAAGCUUAUCGACCGGCUUCGGAGCGCGCUUCAAUCAUUUAUUUCAUACUCAAUGAUCUCUUCAAAAUCAAUCCGAUUUACCAAUUUUCGCUUAAAGCAUUUACCGUUGUCUUCUCAAACGCCAUGCAACGCGCAGUGCCGGCUGAAAAACUGAAAGAUCGCGUAGAGAAUCUCAUCGACUCCAUAACAUACUGCAGUUUCUUGUAUACCUCACGUGGUCUCUUCGAGGCCGAUAAACUCAUCUUUCUAACGCAAAUGUGUUUGCAGAUACUUAUCAGCGCUGGUGAGGUGGAGCAUGCAGAAUUGGACUUUCUCUUGCGUUACCCUUACAUGCCGAAUCAGACAUCGCAACUGUCCUUCCUCACCAAUGUUGGUUGGGGUGGCAUACGCGCACUAAGCAAUCUGCCGGCGUUUAGAAAUCUAGACAAAGACAUUGAGGGUUCACACAAACGUUGGAAGAAGUUCGUCGACUCAGAGUGUCCGGAACGUGAAAAGUUUCCAGGUGAGUGGAAGACGAAAUCGGCUAUACAGCGCUUGUGCAUUAUGCGUUGCAUACGCCCGGAUCGUAUGUCUUACGCCAUGCAAGUAUUCAUUGAAGAGAAAUUGGGCAGCAAGUAUAUAGAUGCCAGAUCGAUGGAGUUCGCGAAGACCUUCGAAGAGACAAGCCCCGAAACACAUGUAUUCUUUGUGCUCUCACCCGGUGUUGAUCCACUCAAGGAUGUCGAAAAGUUGGGCAAAGUUAUGGGCUACCAUGGUGAUUAUGAAAACUUCCAUAGUGUUUCGUUGGGUCAAGGCCAAGAGAUUGUUGCCGAAAACUCAAUAGACACAGCAUCACGUAAGGGUCACUGGGUUAUACUACAGAACAUUCAUUUGGUCGCACGUUGGCUGCCCACGUUGGAAAAGAAAAUGGAGGCAUCGCUUAUAGAUGUGGACCCGAAUUAUCGGCUUUUCUUAAGCGCUGAACCAGCAGCCGAUCCUGCUUACCAUAUACUACCGCAAGGUAUUCUAGAAUCCGCCAUUAAGAUUACAAACGAACCGCCGACCGGCAUGCAAGCGAAUGUACACAAAGCGCUUGACAAUUUCAAUGAAGAAACACUCGAAAUGUGCUCGAAAGAAACCGAAUUCAAAGCGGUACUAUUUGCGCUCUGCUAUUUUCAUGCGGUGGUAGCAGAGCGACGCAAAUUCGGACCACAAGGCUGGAAUCGUGUUUACCCCUUCAAUGUGGGCGAUUUAACUAUUUCGGUUUAUGUACUUUAUAACUAUCUUGAGGCGAAUACGCGUGUACCAUGGGAGGAUCUACGUUAUCUGUUUGGCGAAAUCAUGUAUGGCGGUCACAUAACCGACGACUGGGAUCGACGUCUCUGUCGCACUUACUUGCAGGAGUUCAUGCAGCCGGAAUUAAUCGACGGCGAUCUGGAGUUCUGUCCAGGCUUUCCAGCACCUGGUAUACUCAAAUAUCAGGGCUAUCAUGAUUACAUUGACGAUGUCUUACCAACCGAAAGCCCCACACUAUACGGUCUACAUUUGAAUUCGGAAAUUGGUUUCCUAACCACAGUUUCAGAGCGACUAUUUCGUAUUGUUUUUGAGUUGCAACCACGUGUUGCUGGCGCUGAAUCGGGUGGCGGUGAGGCGCAGUCACAAGAAGAUGUCGUCAAAAGCAUGAUUGAAGAUCUGCUCGAUAAGAUACCGUCACCUUUCAACAUACCCGAACUUAUGGCGCGUGUUGAGGAUCGCAAUCCAUACAUUAUUGUCGCCUUUCAGGAAUGUGAACGCAUGAAUAUUUUAAUGAAUGAAUUGAAGCGUUCACUGCAUGAGCUCGAGUUGGGCUUGAAGGGUGAACUAACGAUUUCGUCAAUAAUGGAGGGACUAAUGCAAUCUUUAUUCAUGGAUCAAGUGCCCGAAUCAUGGACAAAACUCGCAUAUCCUAGUCUCUUAGGUCUGCAAUCGUGGUUUGCUGAUUUGCAGAUGCGUUUACGUGAGCUAGAAGGUUGGGUAGCUGAUUUUCGCAUGCCAUCGUCUAUUUGGCUUGGUGGUUUCUUCAAUCCGCAAAGCUUGCUCACCGCCAUUAUGCAACAGACGGCACGUAAAAACUCUUGGGCUUUGGAUCGUAUGUGUCUCAAUUGUGAUGUGACUAAGAAAACUAAAGAGGAAAUUAAUGCACCGCCUAAGGAGGGCUCCUAUGUUAACGGCUUAUUUAUGGAAGGCGCUCGCUGGGAUAUGAAAUUGGGUACCAUUGCUGAUGCCUUCUUGAAGGAACUAUUUCCCCCCAUGCCUGUGAUUUUCAUUAAAGCAGUUUUACUCGACAAACAAGAUACGAAAAACAUCUAUGAAUGUCCGGUCUACAAGAUACGCAUGCGCGGCCCUACCUUCGUUUGGACUUUCAACUUGAAGACGAGAGAAAAGGCUGCCAAAUGGACGUUGGCCGGUGUUUGCUUACUGCUGCAAACCUAAAAUGUAUUUACACAAACGGACAAAAGCCAGCACAAAAGGAUAACAAUUUUAAUGGCAUUGGAAGUGUCUGCACUUUAAACGAGAUCAGCAAAUGUGCCGCCAACUCACGUUGUUCUUUUGACUCAACCAAGACAUUUAUAUUUGUAUUUCAUAUUCCUUUUAUUAUUAGAAAAACAUUAUGGAGAGCGCCAUAUUUGGGGCUUCAAUUGUGACUUUUUGAAUUUACACACACCCUUUAUAUUUGUGACAUGUUUUUACAAAAUUUUCAGUUUAUUAAAUUUUUGUAUUGGA